AUGCCCACAUUAAGAUCCACCACCCAGCCGUAUUUCCCCCUUGUCAAAGAUAUUUACAAAGUUGUCCCGCUGCCCUGGACACAGGAGGUCCCUUUGCCGGCAGAUCAAUCGACUCACCCAAACUCGCUCUGGUUGGUUCGUAAGGCCGGUGGCGCCAUGCCUGUGUUCCCUCACCAUCCCCACCACUUCACCAUCCCGGGAAAUACACGUGCAAUUGCGGACAUCUUUGUCGAGGCCAUGCAGGCUACAGUGUACUGGGCCGUUCACAAGACCAAGACCAACUCGCCAGCUCCUUGCCUUGCCAACGCUCCAAACAGAGGCGGCCGCCCCCAACAACACCAUUUCAAGCUGGAGUUCAAAUGCCCCCAGAAUGGAACACAUAUUUACAAAUAUCUGGUUGUCAAGGCAGGAUGCGUUCCCGAAGCGCCGCCGAUGGACAUCGAAGCGUUACUCAACAGCUUGUCCAAAGACGGCGCCAUAACCGAGCUCGACCCCGCACCAGCCUUUGUUCCGGUUGGCUUGGGCGGCCCAAACCCAUCCAACCAACCCUUGCGGCCACUAUCACUCUGUCCAGCUGACGUCUUGUACGACGGAGACUCGGACAUCGAGGUGAUUUCGUCCAAUGGAUCUGGUUCCACACCAGUCGAACCGCCCGCGUUGGAGAACCAAUCAGUUGGAAUUCAGCCACUAGCGAACAGAAGGACAAGCCUUGCCCCGCCCACAGCCCAAGACAACAGUAUGACCUCCAAGGAGCACUCACAGAGGAUCCAAAGUCUUCAGAGCUCGGGCCUGAGAGCCCUGAAGAGGGUCAACAAGGCGAUGCGGGCACCAAAGAACUGCAAACUUUUCGCGGCGGCGGCCACAAUCGACAUCAUGGUGAGGUUCCAGGAGGGCGCGCUGGAAUUACUCAACAUGGUUCAGGAGGCCACCGGUUCAAGCAGCAGACAGAUCCGCUAA
Puccinia triticina is the source of this 957-nucleotide messenger RNA. RefSeq lists its product as uncharacterized. Bases 1 to 957 code for a protein of 318 amino acids. Lineage: Eukaryota; Fungi; Basidiomycota; Pucciniomycetes; Pucciniales; Pucciniaceae. The record is from RefSeq and is a predicted model, not a curated record. The transcript has 2 exons.